Molecule: messenger RNA, 1689 nt
Organism: [Torrubiella] hemipterigena
Lineage: Eukaryota; Fungi; Ascomycota; Sordariomycetes; Hypocreales; Clavicipitaceae
Source: the annotation of a GenBank genome assembly
GAGACCCAACAACAAUAAUUUACUUAUUGAUGUGCUUUUUAUUUCAAAAUGGCCAACUCCAAUCAUGAAUCAUCCCCAACCUCUGAUACUUCGUCAUGGCCGCCAGGCACAAUUCUGCUACAGCAGACAACGUCCUACGGCCGGGAAGUCAAUCUCCAUCCAACACCCACAUCCGAUCCAAAUGAUCCUCUUAACUGGUCUAUCUGGCGGAAAAGCGUCAACUUCACGCUCGUAUCCUUCUACGUCUUCAUGACCUUUGUGCAGCUAGACACUGGCUUCACAGCGUGGCAAGCCUACCAAAACGAGCUGCCUGAUUUGAAUGUUGACUUUCUCAAUGGUGCCGCUGCCGCUGGAUAUGUUGGCCUAGCCGUUGGUUGCAUCUUUUUCAUUCCCCUGGUACACAAGUAUGGACGACGCCCAAUGUACAUCUUCAGCAUUUUGAUGCAACUGGGGUCAUGCAUCUGGGCAGCCGUCUCCUACACUCGCGGUGACUUUGUGGGCAACAACUUCCUCGCUGGCCUGGGCGGUGCCAUCAGCGAGACCAUUGCGCAAAUCACCAUUGCAGAUCUCUUCUUCGUCCACCAUCAUGCGGUUAUGAACGGAUUCUAUCAUCUGGCUACAUUUGCAGGUACCUAUCUCGGGCCAGUUGCUUCAGGAUACAUGGUUGACGGACAGGGCUGGCGCUGGAUGUGGUGGUGGUGGGCCAUCAUUUUCGCUGUCAACCUGCUUCUGGUCAUUUUCUUUUUUGAAGAGUCCAAAUUUGUCCCCAGUGAUCCCAAUGUCGAAACAAUGCACGAGAUUGAGGUGCAAAUCACAGCAGAUGAUGGCCCCGAGAAAGAGAAACCAAGAACCCAUGUCGACGCCUCCAUUCCCAUGAACGGGUACGCAAAACGCCUAGCUCUAGUCACCACGACAAAGGGGUCCAUCUGGCCGGAUAUGGUUGAACCCAUUGUGAUUCUGUAUGCUAUGCCAGCCGUCACGUAUGCCGCGCUCACCUACGGAUCGCUGCUGGCGUGGUUUGCCAUUAUGAUUUCCAUCCAGUCCACCUACCUCUUUCUGCCUCCGUAUAAUUUUACUGCGGGCGGUGUUGGGUUGAUGAAUCUGGCUCCGUUUAUUGGAACGGUCUUGGCAUUCUUCUUUGGCGGCUACUUGAAUGAUAAAUGCAUCAUGUGGCUAUCACGACGAAACCAUGGUGUUUAUGAACCAGAGAUGAGACUGUGGCUAGCACUGCCCAUGGCUAUUCUUACUCCUGCAGGCAUUCUGAUGCUUGGCGUCGGAAUGGCAAAUGGAUUAUCUUGGCCUGUUCUUGCUGUCGGCUUUGGCUUGUUCGGCUUCGGUCUUGUCGUGGCUGGUAAUGUUGCCUUGGCAUACACCAUGGACUGCUAUCACAAUAUUGUGGGAAAUGCGUUGGUAGGUGUUGUGUUUAUGCGCAACACACUUUCCGUCGUCGUUCUCUUUGCUCUCUCGCCCUGGAUUGCCAGCAUGGGUUUACAGAAUAUGCAAGUCCUCACUGCAGUAUUCUGCUUCGUAUUCCUACUGCUACCGGUUCCUCUUCUGAUUUGGGGCAAGAAAUUCCGAAUCGCUACAGCAAAGAGAUACGAGACAAUGGCUCGCCGUCAUGCUACGUACCGCAGUCAGUAGUAGCUAGACAUCUAGUUUUACUAGUAUCCACUUAUCUAGAUACUUCAC